AUGGGCUUAGGGGAAAGGAAAAUUGCAAGAGAGAAAGAAAAAAAAUUGGAGGAGAAAGAGGGGGGGGGCGGGGUCCAAGAAUGUUCAGGGAAAAGAGAAAAGUAUAAGAAGGGGUGGAUAGGAUCGAGAGGAUGGGGAAGAAAUGUUGAACAGUGUAGAACAAACAAGCAAAAAUUAAGAAUGGCUUUGACUUUAACAGAUUUUUUCAAACUAGUGGGUGCAGUGAUUAUUCCACCUUUGGGUGUGUUUAUGGAGCGUGGAUGUACAUGUGAUUUGCUGAUCAACAUUUUGUUGACGUGUUUGGGAUACAUCCCCGGUAUCGUGCAUGCGGUGUAUAUUAUAUUGAAAUAUUGA
This is a messenger RNA of Lachancea nothofagi CBS 11611, 354 nucleotides long. The record is from the annotation of a GenBank genome assembly. Lineage: Eukaryota; Fungi; Ascomycota; Saccharomycetes; Saccharomycetales; Saccharomycetaceae.